Adineta steineri is the source of this 1596-nucleotide messenger RNA. The record is from the annotation of a GenBank genome assembly. Lineage: Eukaryota; Metazoa; Rotifera; Eurotatoria; Adinetida; Adinetidae.
AUGAUAAGUUUCAGCUCUCGAUGCGGUUCAUUAGUUCAUUCCGUUGGUGCAAAAAAUUUGUCGACUUCGCAUUUGAUUCGAUGUGCUAGUUCUUCAUCAAAACCACCUACUAUAAAAAAUUGGAUCAAUGGUCGAGCUGUUGAAUCAAAAACUAAUAACUGGAUUGAACUUACCGACCCUUCAACAAAUGAAGUUAUUGGUUUAGUACCAAAAAGUACUCAAGCUGAAAUGAACGAAGCUGUUGAUAAUUGCAAAGACACAUUCCGUACAUGGUCAAGAACAACUAUUCUUCAACGACAACAAAUCAUGUUUCGUUUCCAAGAUCUCAUUAAAAAGAAUAUGAGAAAAAUUGCAGAAAAUAUUUCAAGAGAACAAGGUAAAACAGUUGCUGAUGCUGAAGGUUCAACAUUACGUGGUUUACAAGUUGUUGAAUCAUGUUGUUCAGUAACACAUAUGCAAACCGGUGAAACAAUGCAUAGCGUUGCAAAAGAUAUGGACAUUCAUAGUUAUCGAGUACCAUUAGGUGUUACUGCAGGUAUUGCACCUUUUAAUUUUCCAGCAAUGAUUCCACUUUGGAUGUUCCCGGUGGCCGCUGUCUGUGGAAAUACAAUGUUAAUGAAACCAUCUGAACAAGAUCCCGGUGCAUGUAUGAUGCUUGUUCAAUUAGCUAAAGAAGCUGGUUUACCUGAUGGUGUUGUUAAUUGUAUUCAUGGCCAACAUGAAGCUGUUACAUUCAUCUGUGAUCAUCCCGAUAUUCGAGCUAUAUCAUUUGUUGGAUCUGAUACAGCUGGUAAUUACAUAUAUGAACGAGGCUCACAAAAUGGCAAACGUGUACAAUGUAACAUGGGUGCCAAAAAUCAUGGUGUUAUUAUGCCUGAUGCUAAUAAAGAACAAGCAUUAAAUCAACUUGUUGGUGCAGCAUUUGGUGCUGCUGGUCAACGUUGUAUGGCUUUAUCAACAGCUAUAUUUGUUGGUAAAGCACGCGAAUGGAUUCCAGAAUUUGUUGAAAAAGCUAAAAAAUUACGUGUUAAUGCUGGUCAUGAACCAACAGCUGAUUUAGGACCACUUAUAUCAAAAAAAGCCAAAGAACGUGUACUUGAACUAGUUGAAUCCGGUGUUAAUGAAGGUGCAAAAUUACUUUUAGAUGGACGUAAUAUUAAAGUUCGCGGUUAUGAAAAUGGUAAUUUUGUUGGUCCAACUAUGUUACAUGAAGUUAAACCACAUAUGAAAUGUUAUACCGAAGAAAUCUUUGGCCCCGUACUUGUUUCAAUGUCAGUUGAUACAUUAGAUGAUGCUAUCAAAGUUAUUAAUGAUAAUCCAUAUGGUAAUGGUACUGCUAUUUUUACAACAAAUGGAGCUACAGCAAGAAAAUUCACUCAAGAAAUUGAUGUUGGACAAAUUGGUGUUAAUGUUCCAAUUCCAGUACCACUUCCUAUGUUUUCAUUUACUGGCUCUCGUGGUUCAUUUCGAGGUGAUACAAAUUUCUAUGGAAAAAAUGGUAUGAAUUUCUAUACACAAUUAAAAACAGUAACUUCCCAAUGGAGACAAGAAGAUGCAACAGCAAUGGGUGUUCAAAUGUCCAUGCCAACAAUGUAA